Molecule: messenger RNA, 5805 nt
Organism: Plasmodium coatneyi
Lineage: Eukaryota; Apicomplexa; Aconoidasida; Haemosporida; Plasmodiidae
Exons: 1
Coding region: 1-5805 (1934 amino acids)
Source: RefSeq, a predicted model, not a curated record
AUGGUAAAUUGCGCUAUCCCCCGACUAAUGAAAGCUUGCUGUUUCCCUAGCGAGAACUGCUUCCCCAAUUUGAAAUGUAAUAGCUCAAAGAAAGCGCACAGGGGUGACAAGCAUUUGGCGCAAUACGAUCCGCUGAGUAUGCACCCUGGAUUUUACAACAACUGGGAAAAUUACCUAAGGGAAGUCAUCCCCAUUUUGGGCUCCUCCGUUGAAGUUAACAAAAGAGGGAAAUUGAAAAUAUGGCAGCGGGGGAGAAGUAAGGCUGUUAGUUGCGCGAGGGAGGAGAAUGAAGGAGUUAAGAGGCGGAGAAGUUGGGGGAUGUGUAUUGGAAGGUGCUCUCGAGGAAGAGCUAAAAACGGGGCAGCAAAAGGGGCGCGGAAGAAUGUGAGCAAAUGUAGGGGGAAAGCAUCUGGAAAUUUUAUAGAUCAAGGUGCUCCAGGAAGGGACAGCCAAGUGGUGAGCCAAAGCAAAGGGACGAACAGAACCAGCGUCCCCUCAACUGCGAAAGGAUUAGACCAAGUGAAAAACGGAUGUUACAGUGCGGUCGAGAGAAAGCACCCCAAACAGUACGUACAUAAGGAAGUGGUUGAAAAUGAACGAAGCAGAAAUUUAUCAGUGGAAACCAAUAUAAACAGCAGCAGGCACAGACUUAAAAGUAGUGGAGAUGGAGACAUAAAACGGGACGGCAGAAAAACGAGUAGCGUUACUAAUGACGCACGUAGUUACACUCAGCGCAGAGAAAGAGAACAGGAAGUGUAUAUUAAAAAAAUUAACCUCAACGAUGCAGGGAAGAAAAUGUUAACUAAAGAAAUACAAUCGAAAAAUGGGAAUGAAAAAACUGCUUCCAUGUCUGCAAAUAGUAGACACACACAAGAGGAAGGAAGUUAUCAUUUUUUAAUUAACUCAGAUGUUGUGAAAGAACCCAAGGUAAGAGCUAGUAGAGGUGUCGAGGAAAUGUCAAAUAAUAUUUUGCUCAGGGGAAACAUAUAUAAAAUUGGAAACAGAAGCGAAACUAGAAAAGGAAAGAAAACUAGAAAGAACCAACAUGAGGAGCCGCAGAUGGAGAAAAGGAAAACCCAUAAUUGUAGGGUGAAGAAGAAAAAAAAAACAGCGAGGGGGGAACCGAGCCGUCCAGAAGCAUUUAUCGGUCAUACUCAAAGAAGGAACCAACAGAGAGACAUGCACUUCCAGACAUCCUCAGGGGAAAGUUCCCUAUAUGAAAUCUCUAUAUCAGGAGAGGUGGACAUGAACUUUGACUCAGAUUCUUAUGUGGGGGGUGCCAAAUCGACCAGGAGUGGGCAUAGUGAGGGUGGAUCCAGGAAGGAGGCAAGGACACAAGCAAAGGGGGAAGCUAAGAGGGGGAUUGUUCCCAAAUCGGUUCUUCUGAAGAAGGGGACAAAUCGAGAAGGGGGCUCGACAGUUGAGAAGCGCGAGGGAAUCACCACUCGUGAGCAAUGCGCAAACCAGGGCAAGUAUGCCCAUAUAUGGGGGCUAAACGGAAUCCAAAGGAAGGGAAAUAAAAACACAAAUGCGUGUGAAAAAGGAAAGAUUCUUCUCAAUUUGAAAAAUAUGCCACCAAAGAAGAGGGAAGACACUGGACGGUUGCCACUUGGGGUAGAACCAAUUGGAGGGUUCGCACGGAAGGUAAUGAACAGGAAGAACGAACGAACUACUGGUGCCCCCUAUCGUGAGAAGAAUUGUGAACCAGUUAAGGAGAUGAUCGGAGCGGCGUCCCUUCUGGGGGGAGAAAUUCCCACUGAUGUAGAAGAAAAACACAGCGGGGUGGAAGACAAAUGGAAGGACCGCUCCACGAAAAACAAGCCCAUUACAAAAAUGGAAGAGAAAAGGAAGAAAAAAAAAAAAAGUUCCUUCUUAACGGUAGAGGACAAUGCCACACAUAGGACCCACAUACACGAAUCUAGCAGCAGAAAUAGCGGAAGGGAAACCACCAUCUCGAAUAAGCGAAAAAGUAGCGACAUGAGGAGAAAAGCAUUCGUGGAGGGGGUAGGUGACAGUUCCUCAGAUUAUGAUAUGAAAAAAAGGAGCUUAAUUUUGGAGGACCUGCUAAAAUUUAUUAAAAUGGAAAAGGUGGAAAUGGAACCAUACUCAAGCUGUAACGAGCUCAAUCAAUUUCAUUUGAAAAAAAAAGGGGAUUGGAUAAAUCGAGAAGGGGACGAAGAAAGGGCUACCAAAUGUUAUAACGUGCACAUAGUAGGGGGAAAGUAUGAAAAGGAAAAGGGUAACCAAUUGUACAGUCAAUUGGUACACCUCGCACGUGAGUCAGAGGACAGCACAGGUACGAAACACAACACAAGUACGAAGAACAGUUUACCAGUGACCACACAAGAUAAUGAAGAAAGAGCAAAUUACAAUUUUAGCUAUCCGAGUAGUAACCCACCUGGUUGGAACAUCUCAAAUAGAGAGGAGCUCACCAAAAGGGGAAAAAAAAAGGACUCUUCCAAAGGGGUAAAAAGUGGAACUGUUCCAAAAAAAGACGUGUCCAAAGGGGGCACAACAGAGGGGAAGAAAAAACGGAGUGCAUCGACUUGUUACUCAGAGGAGGCAGAAAUGAAGGUGAAGGCACAGCUGGACGCAGAAAUGGCAACCCUAACAAAGUUGAUAAAUUUAAAAAACGAACAAAACGAGGAGCUAAAAAGGUGUUUAAUAAUGCAGGAGAGUGAAAUAAAUUUGCUGCGUAAAAAGGCGCAACAGACACAUGCAAAUACAAAAAAAGGGAAGGAAAAAAAUUGGGAAAACACCACUUUUUACAAAAAUUUAAUAAAGGCUAAACCCUCCAAAUUUAUGGAGAUCAUUCUAAGUAACAAUCAGGACGUUGGAGACGGCACGCAGAUGAAGGAGACAUACGAGUCGACAGUACAGGCGGAAAAAUGUAACGUUGCCAAAUCGUUUAAUCCUUGCUUAUGUACCAGUUGUGCUGUUCCAGGGGGAAGCGAAAAUGGUUCUUUUCACUUAAAUGAUCUCAGCCAAUGUGGGGCACCCUCUCAAGGGGAAAACUCCCCCACAGAGGCUGUACAAACAGACGGAUUUUCCCCUAUGGAAUCGAAUUUAAAAUAUGGGGAGAAUCGAUGUCUUCAAAGAUGCACAUUUAGUGGAGUACCGACGGGGGGGAUAUGCUCCUACACGUGUUGCAUGCCUUUUAGAAAUUUCACAAAUCUGAUCGUCGAGGAUGCAACAAGUGACAAGUCGUGUUUGCAUGAGCGGAACGUUUCCUGUUCUCCGCCAGAGGGGACAACGCAAAAUGAUGUCUCGGGAAGGGACAAAAUUAGGGUGUCUAGUCUGCACUCAAACGGUUACCACGCCAAGGGGGUAAAAGGUACGGUAGGGGGUAGAAACAAGAAAGACACACUACCCAAGCCUAAGGCACACGCAGAGAGAAGACUAAUAAAAAUAAACGGAAAAGGAAAGUUCCAAAAGAAAGAGAUUAAAUAUAACGCACUUGCGGCGGGGGGUGAACAGGCCUUGCGAUGUGCGAAUCGGGGAAAUUUCCGAACAUUGAGCUGUGCCCAGUUGAAUGCAAAAAAAUGUGAGACAGAACAGGGGGGUUACUCAAAACGGAGGCAUAAUAUGAGUAGGACGAAUAGCAACAAAGUGGAGGCUAACUACCCUAUUACAUCCAGCACCAUAAGUGUUAAGUGCCUUCCUAAGAGAAAAACAGCUGUAACUGGGUCGGAUCGAAAAAGCUGCUUUUUUUCUUCAAGAAAUGCCAACGUGGAAAAAAAAGAGGAUUAUCAACCCAAGAAGGAGGGCCUUUUCACGAAGCUAUUUUCCUACAUACGGAAUAACAGCCUCUGUAACGAAAAAAAAAAUGACAACUGUUUGAGGAGAAAUAAAUCGACCAGCUCAAUCGUCUUCAAGAGAAAUUACGAUUUGUCUCAUCGCACGCAUGACAGAUCUCGGUCCUCCGGAAGCUUGCUUGACAGAAACGUAUCCACUGUUCAUAGAAUAAAUUGUAUUAAUGCGCCAUACCUUCGUGCCGUUACUGUAUGUGGAAAUAUGUGUGGACAAGGGGGUAACCUGACGACGGAUGAGGAAAGAAAAAUAAGCAAUUCAGGGAAACAAAAUCGGUAUGGACUGAACAACACACAUGGAAGUAGGAACCACUCGAAUGAUGGGAUUGUUACGAACCGCAUUUGCAAAGACGAGGUGAACAAAACAGUUGUGGAAAAGGGUUUUAUCAGAAGCGGCUGUAAAUAUGUGCUGAAAGGAUAUGAUGGAACCGCACUUGGAUCCCAUUCCCAUCGUGAUAUUUUUAUAAAUAAGGAAAAAGGACAACUUGUUAAUGAUUUGCAUGCCAAGGGAAAGGAUUCAUCGUUCGCAAAUAACAUGGAGCUUCAAGAGGGGGGGAACGAAAAACAGGUGAUGACUUCUGACCCAUUGAGCGGGGUGGAAGGCCCCCAAAUGGACAAAGAAAUGGCAAUUAGUCCUGAUAUCAUCGAGAAGGCAAGACAAAAAUUUUAUGCGUCGAAAAAGUGCGCAAAGUGCAACGAGGAGACGGGUGCGGGGAAGGAGGAAAAUAAAAUAAAUCCUCCUGCGUGCUUCAACAAGGUGUGUAAUAAUAGCGGAAAGAAGGGAAAGGGACACGGAGGAGCCACAAAAUUGGGGAGAGACAUCCAAACCAACCUGAAAAAGCGUGCGAAUCCCACAAAAUUGGGUAAUAACAACGCCGGCGAAACGAAACAUUUUGAAAACAACCCUUCAAAGGGGCACCCAAAUAGGCGCCCUAACGGUAACAAAAAAAGUAAAAAAGCGGAAGUUCUUAAAAAAGAAGACCAUUCAGAUGGUUCAGACGGAUCAGCUGUUUCGGCUCCUUCAGGCGACUCACCAAAGAAGAGCAACAACUUAUGGGAAAAUAACAAAUCAGAAAAGGCAAGUAAAACUUACAAAUUCUUCGUUGUGAAAAAGGGGAACGAAGCUAAGUGCGCCGUAAAAAGGGAGGAAGGCAUCCAUUUAAGGGGGCACAAUGGUGAGGCAAACAAAAAUAAAGUUAACUAUCGGGAGAAUGAUCGCUCCGUUAGUGCCGAUAAAAGGAAGGACUAUACAAAUGGGGUGACCACCUCUGACAGUGUCCAAACGAACACCAUGGAUGGUUACUCCACUUGCUCCAGUGAGGACAUAUACUUGUGGGAAAGAAAAAAAAACAGCAAGGCGCGGAAAAAGGACCUUAAUGCUGAAGGUGUAAGGAGGGGUACACACAAUGAACAAAUUGACAAGGUGGUUAAUGUUAAUGCGAAGGUGGUGAAUUCAAACGGAAAGUUGGCCAGUUCAGUUGCUCAUGUAAUUGAGAAAAUAAUUCUGAAUUAUAAAAAUUGGGAUAUGGGGGAGACAAAAAAGGGGGUCGGCGUUGGCAGUCACAGUGAUGACAGUGAUAGUGACAACGGCCACGACAGUGACAAUGACAGCAAUUACCACAACGGUAAAGGAAGUGAAGAAUCUGGCAGCGACUGCAUCAAGCAAGAUGACCUGUCUGACUCAUACACUUGCAAAAAAAAAAAAAAAAAAACUAGCCAUUUUGAACUAAAUGGGGAAAAAUUAAAAACGCAAACGAUAAGCUUAAAAAAAACAGGUGGUGCGUACACCACCUUGGGAAGACAGAGUACAAAUGAAGAUUUACAUGUGCAUACAAACGCACAAGUGAAGAAAAAAAAAAGCCAAGAUGUUAACAAGGUGUUGUGUUCAAGUAGCCAAUCGAGUUAUCCUGAGCCAAAAAUAUUUUUCCUCAAAAAUGAUGAGUCGUGCAUAAUUGUGGAGUAUCCCAACGUCAAAUAUGUUGUCGAAUGCUCUUAA